AUGUCGUUCAAAUCCGAGGCUUCUAAAUACCAAGCUGAGUCAACAGUGUCCAAACUUUUCUCCUCCAUACUAAACACAACAACACCUAGCGAGGAGUCGAGAACGUCUAAUCUUUCCACCACCCAGAUCCUUGCCAACCAGUUCAAUCAUACAGCAACCGCCUCCAAAAAGAAACUGAACCUGAAACUGAACAAGAAAAUAGCCAAGAAUGUCGAUAAGGAAAAGAAAUUCUCCAAGUUUGUCAAAUACACCAUUAUAAAAAACAAGAAGGACCACACCCCUGAGGAAAAGAAAUACUUGACCAAGUUAGCCAAGAGGAAUAUUGCACAAUUACAACUGGUUAAAGUGGACGAAAUGGUCGAAGAUGAACUAAAAGAAGUCAAGGCACAAGUAUUAGCAGAAAUAACAGAUAAGCUGCACGGCAGAUUACGAAAAAAGAGACUAGUGAACAAUAAGAACAAGAAGUUUGACGAUUUCGAUAGCAAGGUUAAACGAGGCAUGAUUUCCGUGCCUGGGUUAACACCGGGUUUGGCUCCCGUGGAUUACAACGAGAGUGAUUCAGAAUAG
This is a messenger RNA of Spathaspora passalidarum NRRL Y-27907, 567 nucleotides long. RefSeq lists its product as uncharacterized. The record is from RefSeq and is a predicted model, not a curated record. NCBI's taxonomy places the organism in Eukaryota, Fungi, Ascomycota, Pichiomycetes, Serinales, Debaryomycetaceae. The transcript has a single exon. The coding region runs from base 1 to 567 and encodes 188 amino acids.